AUCAAUGACAAUUCCAACGCUCCAUUUUCAACUCAUAUGACUUCGAUCUUCAGAUGUUCGGAAUUAGUCUCUCCAUCAACCAUCCUAUCUCUUUUAUCCGCUUGCAAAUCAAUCAGAAAUCUCCAGCAAGUUCAUUCCUUAAUCAUCCGAAGUGGCGUUGAGCAGGACCAUUUUAUCAUUACCCGUUUCAUCUCUCUCUCUGAUUCACUCUCCUCCACUCUCUCUUACCAAACCAGUAUCUUCGACCGCGUACUCCAACCCAAUCUCUACCUUUGGAAUACCCUCAUCAAGGAUUACACCCGUCGCGCUUCACUCGACGAUUCAAUCGCACUUUUCCUCCGAAUGCAACAUUGUGAAGUUGUUAUUCCCGAUAAGUAUACUUUUCCUUCUCUAAUCAAGGCUUGUUCUGUUACAUUGAGAUUGAUUGAAGGUCGGAAGAUGCACGGUUUAACUGUCAGAUAUGGAACUGAUAUAGAUGUCUUUGUUGGAUCGAGUUUGGUUGAUAUGUAUGGAAAAUGUGGAGAAAUAAUGUCUGCACGUAAGAUGUUUGAUGAAAUGGGUGUGAGAAAUGAAGUGUCUUGGACAUCGAUGAUAGUUGGGUAUGCAAAUGCAGGUGAUUUGAAUGAAGCACGAAACUUGUUUGAUAAAAUGCCUAACAGAAAUACAGCAACUUGGAAUGCUAUGAUUACUGCUUUUGUAAGAUUUGGUGAUUUAACAAGUGCGAGGAAACUGUUUGAUGAAAUGCCUGAGAGAAAUAUGGUUUCGUUUACGACGAUGAUCGAUGGACAUGCUAAAGCUGGUGACAUGGUUUCAUCAAGAAGCCUUUUUGAUUUAUCACCAGAAAGAGAUAUCAUUUCUUGGUCUGCCUUAAUAACAGGUUAUGUCCAGAAUGGUCUACCUGAUCAAGCAGUCAAUGUUUUUAUAGAGAUGCAAUCAAACAACAUUAAAGCAGAUGAAUUUAUCAUUGUUAAUUUACUAUCCGCUUGUUCGCAGAAAGGUAGUUUGGAACUAGCGAAAUGGGUUGAUUCUUACGUAACUGAAAACAAAAAUGCUGUCAAUCUUCAUCAACCUCACAUACUUGCAGCUCUCAUAGACAUGCAUGUGAAAUGUGGAAACAUGGAGAGGGCAACAGUCUUAUUCGAAACGAUGCCCAAACAUGACUUAAUAUCUUAUUGUUCGAUGAUACAAGGCGAAUCAUUACACGGCCGAGGAUCUCAAGCUGUUGCUUUAUUCGAUAAAAUGAUAAAAGACGAAGGUUUAAAACCAGAUCAUGUAGCAUUUACAGUAAUCCUAACAGCUUGCAGCCAUGCUGGCCUUGUUGAUGAAGGCUGUCGAUAUUUCGACUCAAUGGUAUACGACUACUCUCUUGUUCCUCACAGUGAACAUUACGCUUGUAUAGUGGAUCUUUUAGGACGGUCAGGAAAAUUAAGAACAGCUUACGAAAUCUUGAAAUCGGUUAAAAUGGAACUUGAUGCUGCAGCUUGGGGGGCACUUCUUGGUGCGUGUAAGUUACAUUGUGAAGUUGAACUUGGGGAGGAAGUAGCGGCUUAUCUUUUUAAGGUUGAACCUGAAAACGGGAGUAAUUAUGUUUUGUUAUCGAAUAUUUAUGCAACAGCAAACCGAUGGUUGGAUGUUUCUCGUCUGAGGAGAAGAAUGAAUGAAAGUGGGGUUAGAAAGGUACCUGGUUGCAGUUUGAUUUAUAAUUCAUUAGAUUCAAUAAUGUGACAGACAGAUAUCCUCUUCUGUUCGAAGACCCCGAAGAAUUUACAGGUUCAAUUCUCUCUUUGUGCAUUUAAACUUUGUAAGUAAAUGUGCAUUUGUAGGAUCUAAAAUCCAAAUGAAUUCAGAACUGUUUAAUAUGAGAGCCUAAUAUGUUUAAAGUCCAAUUCAGAAUUGUGGGCUGGAAAUGAGUAUACUAACUUAAUUAUGGGUGGAUUGACUGUUAUAAAGCUCCUAGAAAGCAAGCGGUUUUAGUGAACUUGAGACUUUAGGCAAGAGUCUUUCCACUUGAAUUACCUUAUGGGUUACUUCGAUUGCGAUCUAUGAGUUUUAUAAAAGAUGAAAUUUAACCCAUGAUUAUUUAUUUUAUGGUUGUGCUAA
Molecule: messenger RNA, 2100 nt
Organism: Impatiens glandulifera
Lineage: Eukaryota; Viridiplantae; Streptophyta; Magnoliopsida; Ericales; Balsaminaceae
Product: putative pentatricopeptide repeat-containing protein At5g37570
Exons: 1
Coding region: 37-1725 (562 amino acids)
Biological process (GO): RNA modification
Molecular function (GO): RNA binding; protein binding
Source: RefSeq, a predicted model, not a curated record